Molecule: messenger RNA, 2545 nt
Organism: Megalobrama amblycephala (Wuchang bream)
Lineage: Eukaryota; Metazoa; Chordata; Actinopteri; Cypriniformes; Xenocyprididae
Product: formin-like protein 7
Exons: 2
Coding region: 1-2124 (707 amino acids)
Biological process (GO): DNA recombination; DNA integration
Molecular function (GO): DNA binding
Source: RefSeq, a predicted model, not a curated record
AUGUCCGAGAUCGGUAUCUUCCCGUCUGACGACGAAUCCCUCAUUGCCCAGGAUCCUUCGCCGCAUCACACCGAUGCAAGGAGCACAUGUGCCCAACCACAGGACACCUGUGUUCCACCACAGGACACCGCAACCGAGCCUCCAGUACCAUCGCGCGGUCGUCGGCCCAGCCGCGCCGCUUCUCGUACCCCAAGACGCCGUGGCUUGCCAUCACCUCCACCUUCGAGACAUCCACCAUCAUCUUCAGCUUCAUCCUACACUUCAGCACACCCCACAAUCCCUGCAAUAGAAAAGUGGACAGUGUUGGGAUUGAGACAAGCUCUAAUAAGCGCCGAUGUCCACUUUUCCAGAAGGAUGAACAAAGCAGAGCUGUAUAACCUGUACGUUUCUCUUCAGUCGGCAUUCCCAUCUCCAAAAUCCACUCCACUUUCCAAAACGGCUAACAAGCCGAAUAAAAAUAGCAGGGGCCCGAACCAACGAUCUCAAAAAACACCAUCUCCUACCCUCGCGAGAAAGGGCCUCCAAGUUUCAGGACGCGGCAGCCGGCCCUCUGCAAGCCUGGGCCGUGCCCCGGAUUCCACUGCUGUCAGUCCACACUCUCAUCUUCGCUCCGCAGAGCUACAGACAGCAGCGCCUCACGUAACAAUACCAGCCUCCAUAGACACAAACCACCCUGGUAAUGUGAGUAUGCCUCCGCCAGCAGCACAGGCGCAACCUCAGCCUUUUCCAAUCUCUUUUUUCAACCCUAUCCCGUGUCAGUGGCCUGCAGCCCCACCAUCGGUUUCUAGCGCGAGGCUGCCUCCGCUAGCAGUGCAGGCCCAGACGCCCUAUAUUCCUCCCCAGUUUCCUUCAUUUUCCACUCUCCUCGCUCCAGGGGCCGACCCUAGCGCGAGGUUGCCUCCGCAAGCGGCCUCGGCCCCGGCUUGUCUUCCUUCUAACACUUUCUCCCAUGCUCGAUCUCCUUUCACACUGUUUUCAGCAACGGCGAUGCCCAUUCCACCAAACACUACAGCAUUGGAACCACCCCCCGUUGCCAGUAACAUCAGAGCACAGAUCCUCACAGUUUGCUUUCCAGAAAUUCAGAUUGCUGGCACCAGAGGCGGACCCAUUUCCAACCCCAGUACCUCACUAUUCAGAACUGAUGUUCCCAUAAACCACCCAUUGAAACCCCUGCUGGACGCCUCUCUUAAUUCCAUUAUCCAAGCCGUUUCCCCCAGAACCCUCCAAUCCUACCUAACCGCUUGGAAAUGUUUUAAGUCUUUCCACUCCACAUACAGCCUGCCAUUUCCUGAUUUUUCACUGCUCAACAUCACUUCAUUCAUAUCCUAUCUCAACAGUAUUAAGAACCUCCAAGCCAGCUCCAUCAAGGGUUAUCUAAGCGGAAUUCAGUUUUUUCACAAACUCAUUUUUGGUUCACCCUCAUCAGAAAUAGCCAAUUCACAGACAUCUAUGUUGAUUAAAGGCAUCCAAAAAACCCAACCCACCUGCCCAGACGCCAGACAACCAAUAACACUAGACAUACUCACCAGAUGUAUCACCAUUCUCCGCCGAGGCUACCACUCUAUCAAUACUGCCCACACACUGGAUGCAAUGUUCAUAUUGGCUUUCUUCGGGUUUCUCAGAUGCUCAGAGCUCACUAUCACAUCCAACUUUAAUCCAAAGGUCCACCCGACAAUUUCAGAUUUAUCAGUGCUAGAUGAUGACACCAUCUCUUAUUUCAUCAAACAAAGCAAGACAGAUCAAACAAGGAAAGGCCAUUUCAUCUACAUUUUCAACCUCUCAUCACCAAUCCAGCCAUACCAAUCCCUUUUAGCUUACCUCCAUUUCAGGAGCUCGCAGGCCAAAUUCCCAUCUGACCCACUCUUCACAGAUGACUCCAACCACCCCAUCACACGUUUCUGGUUCCAGAAACACCUCAAGGCCGUAUUGAUUCAAUCUGGCAUCCCAGCAGCCAACUAUUCUAGCCAUUCAUUUCGCAUAGGUGCAGCAACUACAGCUGCUCAGAAAGGCCUUUCCCAACACCAGAUUCAAGCACUAGGUCGCUGGUCGUCAGAAGCCUACAAGAGCUAUAUCCGUUCCAAUCGUUUCCACAUCAAAGAAGCUCAACAAACCCUCAUCAGCUAAAGCCCAAACCUACUGGCUCACCGCAUCCUCUCCAAUUAACAUCACCAGUCCACUAAACAAUGGAAGCAAUUUUACCUCCUCUGCGCAUCAGCAUCUACCCAGUAGCAGCAUCUACCCAGUAGCCCACCUCAUUCUUUCACCGCAGCAGUGCACUGACCUCCUCUGUUCCCACAGGAGGUCAGUUCUCUGUCCAAACUCACCCUAAGGACAGUUGAAAGCAAGUCGAAAAGCAAGUUUGCUCAACUGCCGCAGCAGUGUAAUCUACUCUGCUCGCAGGAGCUCGGCUCACCGUCCUACUUGCUCAUUGGAUAGUUGAAAGCAAGUUGAAAGUCUGGUCCACUGUCGCAGCGGCCAUCUACUCCACUCUGCAGGAGUUCCUUUUAUCAGUUCAAACCUGCUCCAGUGCCGCAGCAGUGUCAUC